This is a messenger RNA of Exophiala spinifera, 1230 nucleotides long. RefSeq lists its product as uncharacterized. Bases 1 to 1230 code for a protein of 409 amino acids. NCBI's taxonomy places the organism in Eukaryota, Fungi, Ascomycota, Eurotiomycetes, Chaetothyriales, Herpotrichiellaceae. The transcript has a single exon. The record is from RefSeq and is a predicted model, not a curated record.
AUGAGCCAAUCGACUCCGCCAGAAACAGCCUCGCGAGAUGGAGUGGAAGUCACCGACCACGCAGUCCAACAAGUCAAGUCUCGAGACCAAGCGGUCAAUAGCACCUCGAGCCUAGAGACGCUGCAAGGAGACACAACCGCGGCUUCGGAAGACGGAGUCAAUGGCGCCACAGAAGAGGUACAAUCGAAAUUGGACGAGGUCGUAGCAGAUCGGCCCGCCCCACCACCUAGAUUGAGCUCGUCGCGAUGCGGAGGCAGCUAUGCGGCGAGCGCGAACAGUCUGUCGAAUAUGAGGACGCUCGAUCCCGAAAAGACAAACGCCGCUCUUCCCAAGCUGAAGAAGAAAGAAACAAAGCUGGCUCAAAAAAAGGCGCAUCCAUGGCAACACCUCGGUAUCACCUUGGGUCUCCCGAUGAUCCUCGUUUUCGACCUGGUCGUCCCGUGCAUCAUCUACUACACCUGGUACCACAGUCACAGACACGACAGGAACCGACAAUGCCGAGACCAGUUCCCGGAUCAACAGCCAUGUCCGAUCCCCGAGAAGGAGUUCGACCAUGACAUUCUCGGGAGCGCCAUCGCCUCGUUCGGCGUCGGCGAACUCUGGAUCCUGCUCGCUCGUGCGUGGCGGCUGUUCAUGCACCGCGAGGAGUGUGCUCCUCUACUAUCCCGGAGUCGUUGGGAGCUUGACGCAACGUCAUGGGUCUACGCCGUGUCCCUGAUCACGUCGCUCAUCCCUUUCGUCGUGGCGAGCAGUCUGGAGAUCCCCAAGCUGUAUCUCUAUUCGCCGGCAUUCCUGAUGACCUUCCUCGGAUGCCUCAUGUUGAUCACCACCAUCUAUCCGUUUAAUAUCCCCAUCGGCAUCAAUUCACAACCCCGAGGGACGAGGUUGCGACCGUUUAUCUAUUACGCCGCCGAAGACUUCAUCGCCGUGGAUGGCUUGCAGGAUCGAGAGUUCCGCGUCCGAUACAACGACCGUUAUGAAUCCAACGAAGCCUUCCGCAGAUUGUUCGUGCAAUUGACCUUGUGGUGGAUGUUGGGAAUCUGCAUUUACGUUGGAUGUCUGUCGGCCAUCGUUUGGUCCGUCUCUUUCCACAUCGCAUUUGGUUUGAGUCUAGGCGUAUUGUUUGCCUGGAUUGCCGUGUGGGCCAUCACGACAUUCGUGUGGGUGAAGUAUGAAAUUGAGAGGGAGCACAAGGCUUACGAGGCUAAAGCGAGUUCGAUCGGGGGCUAG